Messenger RNA from Mya arenaria, 8200 nucleotides. Its product is annotated as RAB11-binding protein RELCH homolog. Gene Ontology annotation, cellular component: trans-Golgi network; recycling endosome. Gene Ontology annotation, molecular function: protein binding. Bases 9 to 3899 code for a protein of 1296 amino acids. Gene Ontology annotation, biological process: intracellular cholesterol transport. Lineage: Eukaryota; Metazoa; Mollusca; Bivalvia; Myida; Myidae. The record is from RefSeq and is a predicted model, not a curated record. The transcript has 29 exons.
ACUUAAACAUGGCGGACGACACAAACACAAAUCCAUUUUUGUCGGAUGAUGAUGACUUUACUGAAGAUGUCGAGGUUGAAACUUCGAAAGCAAUGCUGGAAGUACGAGAUACUCCAGAGAUUUCAUGGGAUUCGAUUGCCGCUAAGUUAUUAAAGGAAAAGAUGACACUGACAGCCCUGGAAAUGCACACUGAAUUAGUGGAGGCAGGGAGAGAACUACCUAGACUCAGAGAUUUUUUCUCAAACCCAGGCAAUUUUGAAAGAUCUAAGGAAGAUUCUCCACCUUCAACCUUACCACGGACUUCGAGCAUACAGACCUUUGACUCCCUUGAUUUUGCUCGCUACUCAGAUGAUGGUGAGAGGCAAGUGGAUGAAAGAGUUGCAGUUCUGGAGUUUGAACUUCGAAAGGCUCAAGAUACUAUUAAAUCUUUGAGAGCUAGUCUUACAAAAGAAGCAGAGACGGAUCAUGUGGUCAGUGAGACAACUGAGGAGGGGAAGGAAGGGCUCAGGCAGGAUGACACAAUACGCACCAUGGAGAAAAAAGCCAUAAACUUUCUUGUGAAUGGGUACCUGCUACAGAUUGACAACAAACUUACAGCCGUAACUUUCUCAGAGGAAAAUGAAGACCAGAACUUUGAGGACUGGGAUGAUGUGGGUCUGAACAUUGCUCAGCCUCCGGACCUUUUGCAUCUGUACAGAGACCACUACAGUGGUGUGUCAUCUGAAAGAGACAUGUGCGAGGCUGGUGUACAGACGGACGAGACAGGGCAGUAUAUCGAAGAACUGCAGGCCAGUCUUCACCAGCUGGAGCAAGAGCUCACUGAAGUGAGAAAAGAAUUGGGUGGCAAAGUUAUUGAGUUGGAGGAGUUGCUAUUGUACAAGGACAAGGAAAUGCUUAGGCGUCGAGGGGUUGCAGAGGGGUCUGAAUCUGAGCCUCCCCCAAGCCCUCUGAAUGAGAAAGCCCUGGUGUUUGAUGACCUCCCUGUUAGCCCCACCCACCACUCUGACAUGGAGGAGGAGGAGGAAGACCUCCAGGAAUGCACUUGUAACCACAAUGAAAAUGAGAAAUGUCCAGUCUGUGUAAGAGUACAGUCCCCUGAGAUGUACAGACUGGACUUCUCUGAUGAUGGGGAGGAGCAGUCUGGCAACCAGUCUACAGCAGGGAAUAGAAACCAGUCUUCAGCAGAGAAAGGAGGUCACAGUCAAGAACGUUACCAAGGAGACCAGACGAAUCGUAGUCAUAGUGAUAAAGAACAAGAUUCAAAUAUUAAUUGUGAUAAUUCAGAGGUUGUUUCUGAGCCAUGUGAUAAACCAAAUAGUCAAAGUUGUGAUAUGGCAGUUAAAUCAGGCAAUGCUACAAACAGUGAACAGAGUGUAAUUAAUGAAACCACUGACGUUCAAAAUAUCAGUGACAAAUCCAAAAACUUAGACGCAAAAGCUACACCAGUAAAAUCUGGACAACAAGUAACAAGUAAAAAGAAAGGGACCAAAUCAAAAGACAUAUGGACAGAUCCUGCCCCGGAGGGUGGCAGAAACACAAACAUAUCAAAACCUGCAAGCUCAGGCAAGAGGUCUGCUCAGACCAAGAGUAAGAAAACAGAGAGGAGCAGACAUGCAGCGCAUACGGAUGCUACAGAUAGGAAGAUGUCAAGUUCCUUCUUCAAGGCACUGAAGGAUGUGUGUUUCAAUGUGCCCACCGAUAACAGGAUUAUAGCUGAGGUUUCUAAGAUAACAGGCACAGACCAGCAGAAGGUUGUGAUGAUGCUUGGACGAUGCCUUCCUCACAUCGUGCCUAAUGUACUGCUUGCUAAACGAGAGGAGCUGAUCCCGUUGAUAAUCUGUACGGCUAUGCUCCACCCGGAUGCCAGGGAGCGAGAUAAUCUGCUCAACAUCCUGUUUAACCUUAUCAAGAAACCGGACGAGGAACAGAGACAGAUGAUCCUGACCGGGUGUAUAGCGUUUGCCCAGCACGUUGGCCCCACUAGACUGGAGGCCGAGCUUCUACCCCAAUGUUGGGAACAGAUAAGUCACAAGUACAUGGAGCGACGAUUACUAGUUGCAGAAGCCUGUGGUGCCUUAGCUGGCUAUAUUCCUUCUGAGUUACGAAGUUCACUAGUGCUGUCCAUGCUGAAGCAGAUGUUACAAGAUGACAAGGAGGCUGACGUUAGAGAGGCUGUGGUCCGCAGUCUUGGUCUCCUCAUUGGCUUCAUUGCUGACAAGGACAAGUACACACAGGGUUCUGAGUUACUGAAGACUGCAUUAAGGGACUCAUCAGAGAAGGUUGUAUCAAGCGCUAAGCAGAUCUUCCUGCCAUCGUUCGCGAUGUGGUCUUACGAGCUCGGGAAACUUGAACACAAUCUGCUGCACAGUUUACUCCGCGACUUGGAAGAGCUGGAUGUUCCAGUGUGGACAGCUGCGGUGUCUACCCAAAAAUCUCCUGGGGGUGUGGCUCCGCUGAAUGAAGGCCGGUUCCUGUUGUAUGUCUCAACACUGCAGGAACUGAUUCCCUUCCUGUACAUCUCCGUUCUUGAAUCUGGGCCUUACAUGGACAGGCUAGCGGAGGAAAUGUCCUCUAUAGGUGACAAUGAAGCUGUACGUUUCACACGGUCCAGUUCGCGGUUGACAGACCUGGUGACAAUCGUGGGUAACAAGUGGCACUUGGGCGCUCUUGUCAAGCUGUUUGAAGAGCAUAUCGGGCAGGAGUGGUUUGAGCCCUGGGACAAUCUGAACUGGGUCGUCAAUAACCUGAUCCCACGACUGCUGGAAGUGGUCCAGGGAGCUGCAGUCUCGUUUCCUCGCAUUGUCUCCUGUCUUGCUAAAUGCUUCCAUAAACUAUCCACCAUGUUUGGGAAAUGCUUUGUUGAUAAAAAGGUCAAGCCAAGGUUCAUCGACGUCCUCAUGAUGGGGGAGGACCAUAUAGAUCCAUCUAGCAGUUUCACCUCCAGCUCCACCCCUUUUACCACAUGUGUUGUACCAGUCUACGCCAGUGGGGUCCUAAGUGCCUUCAAUAAUGAGGAGGACAGACAACAGCUGUCACAGUUUUUACGUGAAGCUCUCUUCUGCCUGUCAGCCUAUAAUGCUCCAAAGGAGAGUCUGCGGAUUGCCAUCUCAGAAUUGUGCCAGGAAGCCAACAACCAUGACCUUUUGUUAACAGCGCUCUGGGAGGGUGUGGUCCAUGCAUCACCCCUUGUGAGGGCAACCGCUGCUAGGAUGUUUGAUAUUGUGAUGCACAGUGUGAAUGAAUCUCUUGCCUCCACCCGCUGUGUUCCCGCCCUCGUCACUCUUGGCAGUGACCCGGACAUUUCUGUUCGAAUAGCAACGAUCCCUGCCCUUGGAACUAUCAUAGAAACAGUCACAUCCAGAGAUAUUCUUGAGAAGGUUUACAUGCAGCUCCAGACGUUUCUCGACGACCCCACAUACAGAGAGGAGCACGAGCUACACCUGGAACUCGUGGCCACCUUUGCAAGGGUCGGACCCAACGCCGAGCAGAAGUUUAGGGAUGAAUUCAUGUUGCCCCGAUUGACGGCGCUCGCCCUUGAGAACAACAACCAGACGGACGAAGGGAAGAAACGCCAGAUGGCGCUGCAGCUUUUCGAGGCAUACAGCGCCCUUUCAUGCUGCUUCAUCAACUACCAGCUGGUACAGGAGGCGCUUCUGCCAGGUCUGCGAUGCCUGAAGCAGGACAUGGCGCACAUUGCCCCGGAACACGAGGAGGUCAUCUCCUCCAUGCUCAAAGAGUACGAGUCCAAGAUAGAGACUUCCAGGCCUGCAGAUAGGAGCUCUAGUUUCACGGGGAAUUUUGCGGCGACGGGCGAAGAUAUGAAGGCCCGUAUGAUGAACCGGUUCAAAGAGUCGACAACCAAAGCAAACAUAUCCAGUCUUUUUAACAGGAAAAAGUGAAGAUCUCCUGUCUCGUCAACCGCCUUAAUGAAAGAUGACCACGUGGUGUUUGUCUAAAAAAGAGGUAAACAUAGCAUUGUUAUGCUUCAUCACGUCUCCUGUCUCGUCAAGCGCCUUGGUGAAAGAUUACCAUGUGGUGUUGUCUCUGCAAGAGGAAACACGACAUUGUAUUGCUUCACCACGACUUCGGUCUCUUUAACAGAAAACGGUGACCGAAUACUGUCUCACCAACCGUGUAGCUGAUAGAGAAGGAGACAGCAUGGACGAGAUAUCAUUGGAAGAUAAAGUGUCAGCCUCAUAUACUCCAUGAUAACUGCUGUAUCUGACACAAACAUUGUAACGGUUCUGUACCUCUUACAAAGUUUAGCUGCAGUGACAAACUCCAGUGUCUGUAACAGGUACAAAUGAUGUCCUCCUAUGUUGACCGUCGUAGAACUUCUGAAGGCAAUGUAUUAAGUAUAUCUCCAACAGAUACGGUAAUAGCCUUAACCUGGUCUCUUCAAUUGAAAUAAAUGUGGGACAGUUGCAAGCCUUGUGGUCUCUUACCACUAUGCAUAUACACAUAGAUGGUUAUCAGUUAUCGAGGCCAAACAAUGGCUAGACCUUAACCACCAAACGUAUGCUUUAUAAUGGUUUGCUUCAUUUUUAAAUAUACCAUUUAUGGUCUUGUACAUUAAAGAGCAUCAUCGCAGUUACUGUUUAACUUGCCAUGACUUUGUACGCAUUUAUUUAGAUAUGUAGUAGCAUUGCAGGUACAUUGCUUUAGGAUUGUUGCUAUUAUUAUUAUUAUUAUUAUUAUUAUUAUUAUUAUUAUUAUUAUUACUGCUACUACUAUUAUUUUUAUCAUUAUUAUUAUUAUUAUUAUUAUUAUUAUUAUUAUUAUUAUUAUUAUUAUUAUUAUUUUCUAAAUUUGAAACAUUAAUUGAAGAGGGUUUCAAUCAAUAUUUUUAUAAAAAAUUUUUUUAUAAAAAAGAGAAUUUUAAUUUAUGUAAAAUGCGACUUCGUACUAAAUGUAGUGAUCGCUUUUUUAAAAGGAUGAAAUAAAUAUUUUGCGUACUGGCGAUGCAAUACACGACAUAUCACUGAUGGUUAGUUAGAUGUAGUAAGUGUUGUGACAUGGAAUCUCUGUUCUCGUAAUUGGUGCACGAUCACACAUUCCUAAUCAGUGAAAUAGUUGUGUGUUAUAUAGUGUUACAUUCACAAAUAUUGAUUUUAUGGGUCUAUUACUUAGUAUAUUAAUAUUUUGUUUUGAUAUGUAUGGUAAUGCUAUGAUAUUUUUUCCUCAAGAUAUAUGGUCUUGGUAGGUUAGCUUGUAUAUGUUGGUCAACCAAUAGUGUACAUGUAUGCAUUAACUGAGUGAAGUGUAUCCGUAUAUGGCUGUAAAUGAACUUGCAUUUAUUAUUUGUACUUUGUGAAGUUCAGAAUUGCUUCAAUCAAUUAAAGCGUCAUAGCAAGUUUUAUUGCAAUCCCUAGCUUUGAAAUUAGGUUAAUUGCUUAGGACCAUGAUUUUUUAAUACAAUUUUGAAUUGUAACGAAAUAUUUAAACUAUGUUUAUGUAUGACCUGUAAGGUGUAAGUGUCUUGCAUUUGUAUUAAAAAAACAACAACACAAAAACAAUAGUACAUUUUUAGCCGGACUGCUUUUCAAAGAAAAACAGUCGAUUUCAUUUUACAAUUUAAAUUAAUUUACUUGGAAACAGUAUGCGUCAUAUUUCAUUUCUUUAUAAUGAUUUAUUUAUAACUUUGAUAUAUUUUUGUGCUAAGUUUGUUUUUUUCAUUCUUGUCUGAAAACAUGUCAUUUAAAAAAACGCGUUUGUUUUCUCUAGAAAAUAACAUUAGCUGUAAGAAAGUAAAUAGUUGUGGUGUAAGGUAUGUAAACACGGACAACUGUUACAACUGUUGACACUGUUACAGCUAUUAUUUAAAGCUGCACUCUCACAGAUUUACCAUUUUAACAACUUUUUUUUAUUUUUAUACCCCCAUAAACGAAGUUUGAGGGGUAUAUAGGAGUGAGCUUGUCGGUCGGUCGGUCUGUCGGUCGGUCGGUCGGUCUGUCGGUUUUCAUGGUUUCCGGACGAUAACUCAUGAAAGGCUAGACAGAUUUGAAAAUUUUUUGGUACACAGGUGUAACAUCAGAAGAUACAGGUCAAGUUCGAUAUUGGGGCUGGUGGGGCCAAGGUCAAGGUCACUGUUACUAAAAAUAGAAAAACGGUUUCCGGACGAUAACUCAUGAAAGGCUAGACAGAUUUGAACAAUUUUUAUUACACAGGUGUAACAUCAGAAGAUACAGGUCAAGUUCGAUAUUGGGGCUAGUGGGGCCAAGGUCAAGGUCACUGUUACUAAAAAUAGAAAAACGGUUUCCAGACGAUAACUCAUGAAAGGCUAGACAGAUUUGAACAAUUUUGGUACAUAGGUGUAACAUCAGAAGAUACAGUUUGGUACACAGGUGUAACAUCAGAAGAUAUAGGUCAAGUUCGAUAUUGGGGCUGGUGGGGCCAAGGUCAAGGUCACUGUUACUAAAAAUAGAAAAACGGUUUCCGGACGAUAAGUCAUAAAGGGCUUGACAGAUUUGAACAAUUUUUGGUACACAGGUGUAACAUCAGAAGAUACAGGGUAAGUUCGAUAUUGGGGCUGAUGGGGCAAAGUCAAGGUCACUGUUACUAAAAAUAGAAAAACGGUUUCCGGACGAUAAAUCAUGAAAGGCUUGACAGAUUUGAACAAUUUUUGGUAAACAGGUGUAACAUCAGAAGAUACAGGUCAAGUUCGAUAUUGGGGCUGGUGGGGCCAAGGUCAAGGUCACUGUUACUAAAAAUAGAAAAACGGUUUCCGGACGAUAAAUUAUGUGAAAGGCUUGACAGAUUUGAACAAUUUUUGGUACACAGGUGUAACAUCAGAAGAUACAGGUCAAGUUCGAUAUUGGGGCUGGUGGGGCAAAGGUCAAGGUCACUGUUACUAAAAAUAGAAAAACGGUUUCCGGACGAUAACUCAUGAAAGGCUAUUAUUUUGUCAGCAGUGUAACUUCUAAAUAACUCAACAGAUUUAAAUAAAACAAUACAUGCAUGAUAAAAAAAAAGAUACAGUGUGCAGUAACCUUAGAGUUAUGGCCUCUUUUCAAAGGAAUGGUUUGCCAUUCCUGUGUCCAGGCGGCAUUUGGGGGUAUUCAUCACUCCUGUGACAGCUCUAGUUUGUCUUGGAAAGAGCAAUUUUUUGCGUAAAUAUCUGCAAACCAAUGAUAUAAGUCUGCUGACAAAAAAAUCAGAUCGCAGAUUGUCAUAUUUCCGUUUGAAAACCAAUGUUUUAUGGCUUUAACCGUUACUAACGGUUUAAGAAAAAUGCAUAAAACAUCAAUUAUUGAACUUAAAUAUAAAAAAUAUGCGAUCUAUUUUUGUUAGCAGUCUUAUAUAACUGGUUUCAAUGUAUUUUCGCAAAAAUUGGCUCAUUCCGAGACAAAAAUUAAAAGUUGUCGAAACGUUCAAUCUGUGAGAGUGCAGCUUUAAAGAGGUUGCCAAGUAACUACUUAUCACUGUGCCAUUAUGAGGAGAACAUUGAACUAUUUCUUUCUCAAUUUAUUGGGGUAGACUUGUUUCUUCUAUAUUUGUAUUGUUUUACGGGAUAGACAGAAAGACAUAAUAUAUUAAUGUGUGAUAUAGUUAGACCAGACAUGCAUUGAAUUUAAGUUGUAAGUGACUAGGAAUAUAAUAUAAAAUGUGUUGAUUUGUUUUAAUUAUGCUGUGCAAUAUGUGCAAUGCUUUUUAAACAUGUAUCUGUCCCGGAUGAUGAUGAUAUAUGUCUGUUAACCAAUUUGCAUUUACGUACUAGUAGUAACAUAUAAAAGGUUACUACCGGUAACCUUAUUAAAAUAUACAUCCUAUUCACCCUAUUACUUCAAACAAUUACUUCUGGUAUUUUUCAUUGUAUUCAGAUUUAUUUAAAUAACGUUUGCCCUGAAUGAACAGUUAAAUUCAAAGAGAGCCUUGAGCCAAAGCCUUUGAAGGCGGACGAUUGAACUGUUAAAAAUCACAUGGCGCUGUACAUGACGUUGAAGAAACCUGAUCUUAACAUUCUUAAUAGUUGGCUACUCCCUAAGGUUAAUCAAACGAAACAAAUUGUAUGUGUUGUUUAUUUUGCAAAUUGAGUCUGCUUAUUGAUGCCUAAAUUGUGAUACACAUGUAUGUGACUUUUGUAGUUUAUAGAAGGUUUCUUUACUUUGAAUAAAUGCAAUUUAAGCAUUCCACCUACAAUUAUUUAUUAACUUUUUUGUAUAAUAUUUGUGUAAACUUUAUGAAAAAUAAAAAUAAUAAA